GGGCGCUGACAGCAGGGGCGGGGGGUCCCCCGCCGCCCGCCGCCGCCCGUGUCUCCCGCAGGCUCCCCGGCUGAAGGGCAAAGCGGAGCCCACCGGUUCCCAGGGACGGCCAUGAGCCGACCCCUGGCGGCGUCCGCGGAGGCGGAGGAGGAACUGGAGUGGCAAGUGGCGAGUCGCCGGAGGAAGGCCUGGGCCAAGUGCCGCAGCUCCUGGCAGGCGUCGGAGACGGAGGACCUGUCCACAGAAGCGACGACGCAGGACGAGGACGAGGACGACGAGGAGGACCUCCCCGGCGCCAAGUUGCCGGCGGCCGCAGGCAGAGGGAACGUGCCCAACGAGAAGAUCGCGAUAUGGCUCAAGGACUGCCGUACGCCUUUGGGAGCCUCGCUGGAUGAGCAGAGCAGCAGUACACUGAAGGGUGUACUUGUGAGAAAUGGAGGAAGUUUUGAAGAUGAUUUGUCAUUGGGAGCUGAAGCCAACCACCUGCAUGAAAGUGAUGCUCAAAUGGAAAAUUGCAAUAAUAUCUUGGCCAAAGAGAGAAGACUACAAUUUCAUCAGAAGGGGAGAAGUAUGAAUUCCACUGGAUCUGGAAAAAGCAGUGGGACAGUGUCAAGUGUUUCAGAAUUGUUGGAACUUUAUGAGGAAGAUCCUGAAGAAAUUCUUUAUAAUCUUGGUUUUGGACGGGACGAACCAGAUAUUGCUUCUAAAAUUCCUUCCAGAUUUUUUAAUUCAUCAUCAUUUGCCAGAGGGAUAGACAUUAAAGUAUUUUUGAGUGCUCAAAUGCAGCGGAUGGAAGUAGAGAACCCUAACUAUGCUUUAACAAGCCGUUUUCGUCAAAUUGAAGUGCUUACUACUGUGGCCAAUGCGUUUUCCUCUUUAUAUUCCCAAGUCUCCGGGACUCCCCUGCAGAGGAUUGGGAGUAUGUCUUCCAUGACAUCUAACAAAGAGGCAGAAUCUCCUCCUCCUUUGACUCGAAGUAACACUGCAAAUCGAUUAAUGAAAACACUAUCAAAACUGAAUUUGUGUGUUGAUAAAACAGAGAAAGGGGAAAGUAGUAGUCUUUCCCCAGCAAUUGAAAAGGGAAAAAUUCUAAAUGUCUCUGUGAUCGAAGAAAGUGGCAAUAAAAUAGACCAGAAGUCUCAAAAGAUCAUAAAGAAGAAGGACUCAUCUCCUCUGCUGGCAACAGUGAAAGAGGAAGUCUCAGGUGGUUCAACGGCUGCUGCAGAAAAUGCUGACACCGACAGAUUUUCUGAUGAAGCAAAUAGCAAUUUCCACCAAGAAACUGAACAAAAUAAAGAAACUCAGUGUCUUGAGAGUAAUCUGGGUGAGGUAUCUGGCAUUAUCGAAUCUGAUUUAGAUAACAAUCUCAAUGCAGCUAGCCAUGGUGUGCUAGAAAAUAGCAGUGAUCUGAGAAAUGUCCCUCUGUCCACACCUGAGAAAGAGCCCUGUGCACUGCUCCCAAUCCCUUCCAUAAGGAAUCUUCUGACCCAGCAGCAGAAGGACUCGUUUGAAAUGGAGGAGGUCCAAAGCACAGAAGGAGAAGCUCCUCACAUUCCAGCCACUUACCAGCUAGGCCUCGCCAAGUCAAAAAAAGAUCAACUCUUACGGACUGCAAGUCAGCAUUCUGAUAGCAGUGGUUUUGCUGAAGAUUCUGCAGACUGCCUCUCACUGAAUCAUCUUCAGGUUCAUGAGUCUUUGCAAGCCAUGGGGAGUAGUGCUGAUAGCUGCGACAGUGAGACAACUGUCACAUCACUUGGUGAAGAACUUGUUACACCAACAGCACAAGAUCAACCUUAUUUUAAUGAAUCAGAGGAGGAGUCUCGCAUCCCUCUUCAGCAAGGAAGAGUGAAGACCACAGCAGGAGCUGACCAGAAACAAUCAGAUAGCCAGGAUUUGGCUCAGCUUGAGACUAUUGAGGAUACAGGAAAGAAACAGCUCUCUUGCAAUCCAGAUCACUUCCCUGAAACUGAGGGGGAUUUGCCUGCAGAGCAGACAGUGGAGCCGUGGAAGGAAGCCAGUGCUGAAAGUGAUGUGGAUAAAAGCAGUGAAUGUGAAUUUGCCCAGUAUACCACACAUCAUAUUCUGAAAUCACUGGCGUCUAUUGAAGCUGCCACAUCCAGUGACGUGAGUUCAGAGAACAAGACGAAACCUCUCUCCUCUGUGGAAAGAGUCAGUACAGCUUUGCAAAGAGCUCAAAUGAAGGUUUGCAGUCUGUCUAAUCAAAGAGUAGGGCGUAGUCUGAUAAAAUCAAAGGAUCUGUUAAAACAGAAGUACUUAUUUGCAAAAGCUGGCUAUCCUCUAAGGCGGUCUCAGUCUUUGCCGACCACCUUACUGAGCCCAGUUAGGGUUGUGUCCUCUGUUAAUGUCCGGUUAUCUCCAGGAAAAGAGACAAGAUGCAGUCCACCUUCCUUCACCUAUAAAUAUACACCUGAAGAUGAGCAGGACUUGGAAACAGGAGCUGUUGAGCAUGACAGUCAGUCUUUAGUUAAAUCCACUAUUUUCAUCUCUCCAUGUACAAAGAAAGAAGAAGCAUCGCAUAGUGAGAUGAACCGGCUGGAGGAAUGCCAUCCUAGAAAGACUGCUGCUGGCUUACACUUCUCUCCAGCACCCAUCUCUCAGUCUACCUGCUCCCUUCACUCUGUCCACUCAGAGUGGCAGGAAAGGCCCCUGUGUGAGCACAUGAGAACUCUAAGCACUCACAGUGUUCCCAACAUCUCAGGUGCCACUUGUAGUGCCUUCACUUCCCCUUUCGGGUGUCCUUACGCACACAGACAUGCCACCAACCCUUACCGAACAUGCUCUGUGAAUCCUCCUUCUGCUAUUGAAAUGCAGCUGCGAAGAGUGUUACACGAUAUUAGGAACUCACUGCAGAAUCUUUCCCAGUAUCCCAUGAUGAGAGGACCUGAUUUUGCUGCUGCUCCAUACAGUACUCCGAAAUCAUCUGUUCUACCUCUUUAUGAAAAUACUUUGCAGGAGCUCCAAGUGAUGAGGCGGAGCCUGAAUUUGUUUAGAACACAAAUGAUGGAUUUAGAAUUGGCAAUGCUCCGUCAGCAAUCAAUGGUUUAUCAUCACAUGACUGAGGAGGAAAGGUAUGAGGUUGAGCAGCUGCAAAGUUUGAGAAAUUCAGUCCGAAUGGAACUUCAGGAGCUGGAGCUGCAACUGGAGGAGCGCCUGCUGGGUCUGGAUGAGCAGCUGCGUGUGGUGCGCCUGGCUUCCCCCUUUCGCUCCUCAGCACUUGUGGGAAUGUGUGGCAGUAGAAGUGCCGACAACUUGUCAUGUCCUUCUCCAUUGAAUGUAAUGGAACCAGUCACUGAGCUGAUCAGAGAACAGUCAUACCUGAAGUCUGAACUGGACUUGGGGCUUGGAGAAAUGGGAUUUGAAAUUCCUCCUGGAGAAAGCUCAGAAUCUGUUUUCUCCCAAGCAACAUCAGAGUCAUCAUCCGUGUGUUCUGGUCCUUCUCAUGCUAACAGAAGAACUGCAGCAGCUCCCAAUGACUCAGUAGGCAGACCUAAAACUCAGUUAGUGGCAAGAAAGAAAGUAUUCCGAGCAUCAGUGGCCAUAACACCCACUGCGCCUUCUAGAACAGGCUCUGUGCAGACUCCUCCAGAUCUAGAAAGUUCAGAGGAAGUUGGAGCAGCUGACGAAGCCUCAGAAGUUGUUGGAAUUAAGUGUGAAGUAGAAGGGCAGGGGCCAGCUGCUGAGGAAAUACAUAAAAAUGUUGAGCAAGAUGAGUUGCAGCAAGUUAUACGAGAGAUUAAAGACUCUAUUGUUGGAGAAAUAAGACGAGAAAUCGUAAGUGGACUUUUGGCAGCAGUAUCUUCCAGUAAAGCAUCUAAUUCUAAACAAGAUAGCCAUUAAGUGGAAUGACAGGUUAGCAUGGACCCUGUUAGCUGUGUAGUCUUGGAGCUGUCGAUGGUGUACGCUGUGGAGAAAUUACUUGGGCUUCAGAAGAUACUUGCUGCUGAGCAGGGCUGCUCUAGACAACAUACCAUGUUUAUUUUCUCUACAUAUUCUUUAAAAGCAUGCAUAGAUGCUUAGGCACUUUGCUAAUGUUUCUUUCAUAAACUCUCAAAAGUGGUUCAAAAGCCUAAUAUUUAUUUGUAUGUCUUCAUUUUCCCAGUUGAUCCCAUAGGUAGAAUUAAUUAUAAAACUUGAAGACUUCCAGACUUAACACAUAUAUAACAUAUUUCUUCAGACUAGCUUCUUAAAACACUGACCUCUAUGAGGUAUGUACUGUGCAAUAACUGAUUCAUUUUUUGAGAGCUUGAAGCAACCAAUGAUUUUUUCCCUCCACUGCUGUUAGUCUUUGUCACUUCCAAGAAGAAAAACUGUCCUGUUGUAAAAAUUACUCUGAAUUCUUGAGGAGGUUACUAAUAGCAGUGGGAUAGAAUGAUAUGAGGGUUACCUGUAACUACUUAUGUUCUUACACUGUAAGCCUUGAUGCUUUAUCCAAUACUAAUGUAAUUUUAUUAUAGCUUACAAAGUAAUUUCCUUCUGGAAAAAUGUGCCUUAUGUUAAACACUAUGUACUUUUUGCAUUGUCCAGACUUCUUUAUUAUAAGGAGAUGUUUCUUCUUCUGUCCUUCAGACUAAAUCGUAGAGUUUCAUAAAAAAUAAUUGGGUCUAUGACUUGAAUGGUUAGAACUGAAUAAGCUGGUUUUGUUUUGGUCAAAUGGAAGUCAUUUAGUUUUGUUCUCCUUCUACAUAAAUGGUUUUAAAUUCAAGUUUAACCAAUGAAAACUGUUUUUUUUUUUUUGAAAAAAAUAGAUUAUUUGGUUUGUAUGUGUUGAAUAAAUGUAUAAAAUAACUAAAUAUUAUUGGAAUUAUUUUAGCAUUUAUAAUUUUCAGCUGUUGUGAAACUUUAAUCAAAAGUGGUUGAGGUGUUAACAGUGUUCUUUGAAAGAAUAUCUAAAAGUUUUAUAAGUGUUUGAAAUACCACUCAAAGGCUGAUUUCUAAAAAAAAAUUAAAACAAUAAAGUAUUUAUUUUGCCUAAGAUGUUGUUUCUUUUCUUGAACUGUAGCAUGAAGAAUUUGGGAUUAGAUUUAAUAUUGAACAAACUGGACGACCGUAGCAUUUUACCUUGUAGGUUGAAUCAGGUUGGUCCUAGAGAGGCUUCCAUUAUGCUUU
Molecule: messenger RNA, 5127 nt
Organism: Ochotona curzoniae (black-lipped pika)
Lineage: Eukaryota; Metazoa; Chordata; Mammalia; Lagomorpha; Ochotonidae
Gene: ITPRID2
Product: ITPR interacting domain containing 2
Exons: 18
Coding region: 112-3858 (1248 amino acids)
Molecular function (GO): signaling receptor binding
Source: RefSeq, a predicted model, not a curated record